UCUAUGACUGUUUGUGAUUCAGUCAGUGUCGCCGAGUCUCUCAUCUCAUUCGCUAUCACACGCUUUUCGCAUAAAUCUGACAGGGUUUCCCUCGUGAAAGCGGAAAAACAACCGCGACGUUAGCGCCGUUUUUUUCUGACAGAUUGCGCCUUAGUGGAACUAUGAAAUUCAUCGGUCCCCGGGAGAAAGAGCGGCGGCUGCCCGGCUCAGGUGAGCCAUCCCGGGUGUGAGAGCGAAAUCGAGGCCGCUGGCGCUGAGGCCUAGUGCGGCCGGUUUAAUGUUUCACUCGACAAUACAGAACAGCGCUCCGUCUCCGUCAGGACCAGCAAUGGCUUCUUUAUGUGAUGCCAGAUUGACAUUGAUUGACAGAUGAUGCUGGAGGCACCUGUGCAGGUGAGCAUCACAGAAGGAGAAUGAAGCUUCAUUCGGACCCGAGUGAGAGCACACACACGUGUGAGGACAUGAACCUGAACCACCGUAUGACCUUGACCUCCUGUGCACUGAAACCCAUGGGCCCGGAGGGGGUGGAGCUCCUGUGCAAUGGGUCUUCUGACCAAUCAGAGCUUGAGAAUUUCACGGCACAUUGUGAUGAAAGUGACCCGGUGACCUCUGAAGACGACAGCAAGUCCAGUACAGUGGAGAACGGAGACAAUUUCACGCCAGAGAUCCAGCAGGCCUACAGAAUAUUUCAAAGCUUUCUUUCUGAGAAGCAUAAAUCCAUAACGGCCCCGUUCUGGCAUCCCAGAUCCCAGAGCUCUGAUGCAGACAUGAGCUUCAGAAAGAUGAGUGAUAAAUUUGUAAAUCGCGAGUAUGAAUCCAUCACUGCGUUCGUGGCCGAUUUCAGACUGAUGUUAGAGAACUGUUAUCGCUCUCACGGAGUUGAUCACUGGAUCUCUAAACAGGCCCAGAAACUGGAGAUUAUUCUUGAACAAAAGUUGACCCUGUUGUCCAGGACGUUGCGUGAGAAAACCACGCUAGCUGUGACUUCAAGAGGUCGUUUUGGCACCGAGGAUGAGAAAGCGUCGGUCGGCACGUCGUCCAGGCGGCGUUUGGUGCCACGAAACCUGGCGGCCAUUACAGUGGGCGGCAGUGAGUCCAUCAUGGUGCAGGCGCUGAGACUGGAGGAGCUGCAGAAAGCGAAAGACCAGAAGAGGCAGCGUGAGCUGGAGCGUAAAGAAGCAGAGGAGGCGUCGGUGAAAGAUUUGGAGGAUUGGGAGAGUUCACUGCUUGCGCUGGCGGAACCGUGGGCUGUCCGGACCAUGUGGGAGCUUCCCGCCAUCGGCCACUUCUUGUGUCUGGCUCAGAAGGCACUCAACCUCCCCGAGAUCGUCUUCUACGAGCUGGAGCGCUGCUUGCUAAUGCCGCGCUGUAGCUCGUUCCUAGCUAAGGUCAUGACCUCUCUCCUCCUUCACCCGAAUAAAAGAGCGAAUGCCCACCGCCGCCCGCCGUUGCCAUACAGAAAGUGGGAGGCGGAGCUCCGGCGUCGGGUCCAGGACUGGUAUCGUUCGCUCGCGAGGGCAGAGGACCAAACAGCUCGUGCCGAACUCCUAGGACUUUCACAUCAGUUCUUCUGGACGCUAGGAGACGUGAGUCCGCUAGAGGAGACGCCGUUCCAUAUGCUCACGUUUAAGCAGCGUGUGUGGCUCCUCAAGGGCCUGUGCGAUCACGUGUACGAGACGCAGAAGGACGUUCAGGUCGCAGUUCUCGCGCAGCCGAUCCACGAGUGCCGCGAGUCCAUCCUGGGCUAUGAUGCACAGGAGAACGCGUAUAUACACUUCCCUCACUUCUGCGGUGCCGACCUGCGGAUCUACCGCCAGAGUCCGUGUACCGCGAUGGAGUUUCCUCUUCCGCUGUUAUGUGUCAAGAGAUCGCAGGAGGAACCGGAGGGGUCAGAGGUCAAGCUGGAAACACAUGUGAUGAAGGAGCUGAACGCAUGGAAGGAAGAUUCGCUCGCCGACGGGGAGGAUCCGGAUCAGAAAUGUUCCUCCAGCUUCUUCUCAUGGUCUCUGGACUCUGGAAGUGUUCGAGGAGCGUUCACCGAGGAGGAGCGGUUAAAAGAAGAGGAUGAGGACGUGUGCGAGCCGAGCUUCGGAGUGGGAGAGAGUCUAUAUAAUGGAGUUGCAUCCGCUCUGAAUAGUCACAGAAGUCCUGAAAAAGAUGCAAAUCACAUGACCUGUGAGGACCAAUCACAACUCCAGAAGAAGAAGAGACAGAGGAAAAAAGACUUGAAGAAACCCAAACUGAGCUUGAAGAAGCGAACGGCUAAAAGCAGCAUGACGAGAGCAGCUACAGCCGUGAAGAAAAAAGACCAGAGGAAAAGACGGAAACUGGGGAACAGGGCUGAUGGGAAACUGUUGAGGAGACCAGCGGGAUCUGCUCUUUUCCAAUCAGGACCCUCGUUUCAGUUGAUCUGCUCCAGUCUGGAUGAUCUCCGAGUCCUGAUCAGCAAAACACAAGAUCAGCUACAACAACUAAAUGGCGGCAAAAAGAGAUCUGACCGACGGCCGAACAGAAGAUCCGCUGUGAAAGAGUUGCACGUCACACUAAUCCGGCUGCUAAACGAGCUGUUGCCAUGGGAACCCAAACUCGUCAAGGCCUUCCAGAGGAACAGAGCGCGCUUGAAAAAGGAAUGUGACGACUUCAGAAAGCACCCCGAAUAUGAGCAGUUCACCAGGGAGCGCGUGGAGACGUGUGUGUGUCAAGAUGGCUCGCUCUCUGCAGAGACCGGACGCAUGCAGGAUGGGGGAGUUGGAGCUGUGGAGGGCCACUCUGAGCCAGCAACCGAGAGUGUAAAUCAUCUAGGAAAUCACGAAUCAAGAUGCCAAGUUGACAGACCUGAAAUUGUCAUGCAGUUGUCAGAUUCUGGACCCUUCACACGCAGCUCAAGACGUCGCCAAAGCGGUGCAAUCAGCGAUGAGCUGACCCUGUGCAAAAAAGGCAAAACAGACCCAGAGAGCUCUUUAACAUCAGAAGGUAAUGUGCAAGCUGCAUCCAGGGAACAAGCAACAGGGAUCCCACAAGUGUUAGCAUUGCCUCAGCCUUUGAGUGGUUAUCAGGGUUCUUGCAAACCCAUCCAGGCACUUCUGGCCAAGAGUGUUGGAAACAAAGUGACCUUAAUAAGUCAUCCUAAAUCUCCAGUGAUGGCUCAGAUUCUGCGGGAUAACAACAAGACUUCUGUAGCUCUGCCGCCUAUCCGAUUAUCAACUGCCUGUUCGCCAACUGAACCUGAAACUACUUUGACAACUGAAAGUACUGAUCAAGUGGUUUACAAGACGGCAGGUGGCGUUGGGCUUCUCAGGAAAGGAAUCACUUCUGCACAGACAAUAACAGAUCAAAAAUCAAUGCAACAAGUUGUUAUACUGCCUUCAAAUCUACUGAUUCAAAGCGCUGAGAAUAAGGCGUCUACAUCUCUCCCUAAGACCGCAACAUACUUGUCCAAUGUUUCAGGCUUCACCAUACCGGAAAACAGGGUUCCUGUUCAGCAAGUGGCACCAUUAAAAGACACCAGCACUGCCAGAACACCAUCUGCUGUAGUUAUUCCCAAUUUAAGGACUUUAAAGAGUGUUUCUGGAGGUUCUGCCAUUCCUAAAAAGACUCCUGAGCCAAAAGUGGUCGUAAAUAAAUCAGAUAGUAGGGGUCCGACCAAACCUGACGCUAACCAGGAGCUCCGGACAGUGUGCAUUAGAGACUCGCAGUCUAUCCUUGUCACUACGAGAGGAGGGAACACUGGGGUGGUAAAGGUUCAGACGUCUGAGAGUGGAACGGGGUCAUUGCCUCCAAGUCCUGUUUUUACCAUAUCGCCACAACUCCAAGCCUUUCUCGUGUCGAAAUCUUCCACGUCCAUUACGCAAGCGGUUUCGGCCACCGUUUCUGCUAAUUCUUUACUUGGAGUCAUUCCUCAGUCGAACAGAGUCAGCUCAUCGACUUUCGUGCCCAGAACUGUCCCUCAAUCAACCCUGAAUCAGAAUAGCAGUGAUUUGGCCAAAACAUCGAUCCCUGGUAAAUCUCCAAUCCUGUCCACGAGCAAAGACAUCCAAGGCUUUCAGGAGGAUACAGUCUCCAAAUGUGGAACGAAACCUUUACAAAAAAGGCCUCUACCAGGAGGCCGAACUGCUUUCCAAAAGGUUUUCCUCGUCUCGCCUUCACCGAAUAUUCCUUUGCCAGCAUCAAAGGUCAGCACUACUACAGCAACCUGUACUUUGCCUGGAUCAAGAGUCAUGUUUAUAAGUAACUCAGCACUUAAUAUUCAAAAUGAGGCGUCAUCUUCAGACGUCAACAUAUCCUCUACUAGUACACCAGCGUUGAAGGUCAUUCCCAAGUUGGGGACAACUUUAUCCUGCACUUCUGUUGGUACAAGCAUCCAAAGUUUCAGUGUCCCAGGGUUGAUGUCAGGAAUACUCGGUACAAAUAAGAAUAUGCCGUCAGCAACCGAAGCCUCUGUGAAAACUACACCCGUGAUCGUCUCCAGAGUUCCAGCGACGUCAACUUCAAGUGGACUACAGAUUGGACAAAAGACCUGUUUGGUUGCAAGCGGAAAUCUGUCAGAAAGUUCUCUGAAAGUACCUGGGACUGUUGAUGGGAAAACUCUCACGUUUUCAACGCUAGGCACCGGCCACAUGGCUUCUUCUGCACUUUUAUCAGUUGUAAAACCGGAUGUACCUUCAUCGAUUUCAACAUUAAAUGCUCUGCACUGUAAACCGACUAUAUCUUCCUCUUAUUCAGGAAGCCUUAUUAACAAACACACUACAUUACCAGUUGAUGUUAACAUUGAUAAGACACCAAUGAUCACAUCCCUUUGCACUUCACGUUCACUGGUCAAGACAACAACUUCUGGACUAUCCAGUCCUCUUGCAUUGAGUCCAGUGGUCAUGACCUCUGGGCUCCGACCUCCGACCUCUACCGCCAAGAGUGUCCAGGAGAAAAUAGUGAUUAAUACCACUGCCCCACUUGCCCCUGGAACUCAACUCCUGAUCAAUAACACCAGAUUUGUUGUACCUUCUCAAGGACUUGCACCUGGCAGCCAUGUUCUGCUCAUCAACUCUUGUCCUGGAGGGAUGCAAGGCUUAAGUUCUGCUUCCCCCGUUCCUCGAGGUCUAAACACUUCAACUCCUGUUACCGUUCCUUCAGUUGUGCAAGGAAUUAGAUUGGUAACACCAGUCAGGCUACCCUCACCAAAAGUUGGACUUUCUGAUCAAAUCAAUCAACAACUGAGCACAAGAACACCAAUGAGUGUGUCUGGUCUCUCACAAGCUCUACGCUCUGGUGUAUCAUCAGACAUUGUGAGACUACCAAUCUUUCAAACCUCAGUUACACCAUCACAAGGUAUCAAAGAAACCUCUCCUCUUCAAGGAGGUUUACUAAGCACAACUUCUCCGAUGCUCUUGCAAGGAAGACCAUCCCAAAACCAAGUGGUACCCACAAUAAAAACUUCAGUUGCACAUCAUUCACCAUUGGUAAAUGCUCCACCCAUUAACAGCACGAUAUCACGGAUGCAGAAACUUCCUGUUGCAAUGGUUCCACCAAUCGGCGGUGCAACCAACGCCAGUCCAGCCACUCCUAUUGCAAGUGUUCCUCCGUAUAUGAACUCAGUGAUAAUGACACCUAUCAGACCCGGGACAAUCGGAAAAUCUGCUAUUUCACCCCAUCCACUACAAGGUCAAAACAUGGUUCCCAGCCCUAGCAAACUGCUGUUGAGUCCAGAUGGUGCCAUUUUAAAUAUAGUUCAAGCUUCAAGCAUACAAGUGUUGGCAAAGCCAGUGGUUAGUUCCUCCUCGAGUAGUGUUACUGUACCUACUUUAAACACAAAUGAUCCAAUGAGAAAACCAGAUGCAUUGGAGAGAUCGAAUCACUGAAGUCACUGUGGAGGUCAUCUGUUGUUUCCGGUUGUGAUUAUGGAGGAUGCUUUUCUUACUUAGUAUUUUUGUCUUGUUUCCAGUCCAAAUAUCUAAAAAUUCUUAAAUCACGAUGCAUUUACUAGAUGAGUA
This is a messenger RNA of Pimephales promelas (fathead minnow), 5984 nucleotides long. It is a transcript of the gene brd10, whose product is annotated as bromodomain containing 10. Gene Ontology annotation, molecular function: protein binding. The record is from RefSeq and is a predicted model, not a curated record. NCBI's taxonomy places the organism in Eukaryota, Metazoa, Chordata, Actinopteri, Cypriniformes, Leuciscidae.